AUAAUAAUUAUAUAACGGACAGCAAUAUAAAAAUUACGUUGUAAAUUAUUUAUAACAUUUUAAAGAUAAAGAAUUAUGUUUUCUUUGAAUCGACUAUAUUCCAAGCCAGGAGUUUAUGUGACAUUUCUGCCACGUACUGAUUCAAUAUUGCCAAAGAGAUUCAAGAAUGAAUUUUCUUCCAAACGUGCUUCUAAGCAUACAAAGGAGUUAUAUCAAACACUUGGUGUAACAGAAGAUUGUGAAGAUGAAACUUUAAGAUUGGCAUUUGUUUAUCUUGCAAAACGAUUCCAUCCAGACAGUGGAACGCCAGAAGCUAGUGCUGUUAGAUUUUCUGAGAUUGAAAGCGCUUAUAGAGAAAUUCGAAAAAUUAGAAAUACUCAAAAAGAUGAAAAGACAUUAUCAGAAGUAGAAGAAUUUGAUAUCAAGCAUACAGCACCACAACAUCGUCAUUAUCUGAAUUUUGACGUGGGAAUUGGCACACCAAGCAAGAGGCAGAAACUGCACACGAUAGAAAGAGCUCAAAAAGCAGUUGACAAUGUAAUGGAGCACAGAUUGAAGAAAUUGCAAGCUGAGGAACGUAAUACAUUAAUUGGUAUGGAUAAACAAAGAGCUAAGGAUAUUAAAACUCGUUAUGGCAUGGAUCGUUUGGUUGAAGACUUGAUCCAAGAGGCAAUGAAUAAAGGCGAAUUUAGUGAUUUACCUGGCAUGGGAAAGCCAUUAAACAAUACAAGUCCUCGAAAUCCUUACGUUGAUUUUGUAACUCAUAAACUAAAUCAGAUAUUAAUAGACAACGGAUUCACUCCAGAAUGGAUACAAUUGUCAAAGGAAAUCAGGGAAGAAACUGACGAGUUAAAAGGGAGAUUAUCAGAAGUACGUAAUGAUUUAGGAGAACUCCCUUUAUCUAUAAAAGAUGAAACAACAUGGAGGAAUAAUUUAGAAAAAUUCGAAACUCUGGCAAAGCAGAUAAAUAACAAAAUCGAUAAAUACAACUUGUUAGUUCCUAUACUCCAGAAACAGAUGCUUCACAUUAGCUUGGAGGAGCUUGCUAAGAAAGCGUUAUCGGUGCCACCUUCUAAAAAUAUAAAAAAGUAUGCGGAUACUAGUCAUAAAAAUUUGAAUGAAAAUAUGUCACAGGACUUGUUUAACUUUAUAAUUGAUAUAUUUAGUAAAAAAGUUCGUUAGAAAGUAAGCGUAAUGUGAUAUCAAAAUGUGAUAUAAAAAUUACAAAUUUGUAUAUAUACAAAAAAUAAUAAGACGAGGUGUGAGUAGCGGUAUAA
This is a messenger RNA of Linepithema humile (Argentine ant), 1277 nucleotides long. Its product is annotated as dnaJ homolog subfamily C member 28. NCBI's taxonomy places the organism in Eukaryota, Metazoa, Arthropoda, Insecta, Hymenoptera, Formicidae. The record is from RefSeq and is a predicted model, not a curated record.